This is a messenger RNA of Lolium rigidum, 3567 nucleotides long. RefSeq names its product filament-like plant protein 4. NCBI's taxonomy places the organism in Eukaryota, Viridiplantae, Streptophyta, Magnoliopsida, Poales, Poaceae. The coding region runs from base 125 to 3235 and encodes 1036 amino acids. The record is from RefSeq and is a predicted model, not a curated record. The transcript has 6 exons.
GCCGCGCGUCAGAUCCAGUUGCCGGUCGGAUUAAGGCGGGCUCCGGCGCCGACGACCCCGCCGGAUCUGCAUUCCGCGGACGACCUCCUCGGCGCGAGCUCUCGCCUCCCAUACCUUGCGUGAAAUGGACCGACGUAGCUGGCCUUGGAAGAAGAAAUCAUCUGACAAAUCCUCAAACGCAGAUGUUUUGCAGAAUCAAGCAGAACAGGAUGAUAAAGUUCCGAAAUUUGUGCAAAUUUCACCUGAAACAUAUGCACAUCUUACUGAAUGUGAACAAGAAGUGAAAGUAUUAGAUGAAAAGGUGAAGAACUUGAAUGAGGAAGUGUCUGCAUUGCAAUCUGAGAUCACUACCAAAGAUGCCCUUGUGAAACAGCAUGCUAAAGUUGCUGAAGAAGCUGUAUCAGGUUGGGAGAAAGCUGAAGCGGAAGCCUCAGCACUGAAAGUUCAGCUUGAAACUGUUACGUUGUCUAAGCUAGCAGCUGAGGAAAGAGGUGCCCAUCUGGAUGGUGCUCUAAAAGAAUGCAUGAAGCAAGUAAGAACUGUGAAGGAAGAAGGCGAGCAGAAGCUACAUGAUGUAGUCUUCGCGAAAACCAAACAGUGGGAGAAGAUAAAGGCCGAGUUGGAAGAAAAGUUGAUUGAAUUUGAUCAUGAGCUCAUCAGGGCUGGUGCCGAGAAUGAUGCACUCUCAAGAUCACUCCAAGAGCGGGCAGAUUUAUUGAUGAAAAUUGAUGAGGAAAAGGCUCAGGCAGAAGCUGAAAUUGAAGUCUUGAAAAGCACGAUUCAGUCAGGUGAAAGGGAAAUAAAUUCGCUGAAGUAUGAAGUGCAUGUUGUCUCCAAAGAGCUUGAAAUCCGCAAUGAAGAAAAGAACAUGAGUGUGCGCUCAGCUGAUGUAGCAACUAAGCAGCACCUGGAGGAUGUUAAGAAAAUAACAAAACUGGAAGCUGAAUGCCAAAGAUUGCGUGGUCUUGUUCGGAAAAAGUUACCAGGCCCCGCUGCAUUAGCUCAGAUGAAAAUGGAAGUGGAGAGCCUGGGAAUGGGCAGAGAUUAUGGAGACAGCAGAUUGCGACGAUCCCCGGCAAAGAAUUCUAAUAGCUUUCAUCGUCCUAUGUCCCCUAUGUCUCCAGUUCCUGAUUAUGGUUUUGAUAACCUACAGCACAUGCAGAAAGAGAAUGAGUUUCUGACUGCACGUUUGUUAACUAUGGAAGAAGAAACUAAGAUGGUCAAAGAGGCAUUGACAAAACGGAACAGUGAGCUACAAACUUCAAGAAGCAUGUACGCUAAGAUAGCAGGCAAGCUACGCAGCUUGGAAGUUCAAAUGGUGAAUGGUAACCAACGUAAGAGUCCAAACAUGGAUAUCCACUUUGAUGGUGUACAUAGCCAAAAUGGAAGUAAUCCACCUAGCAUGACAUCCAUGUCCGAAGAUGGUGUUGAUGAUGAAGGCAGUUGUACUGAGUCUUGGGCCAAUGCUCUGGUAUCUGAGCUCUCCCACAUCAAGAAAGACAAAGUAGCUAAGAGCAGUGUCACUGAAGGUUCCAACCAGUUGGAAAUGAUGGAUGACUUCCUAGAGAUGGAGAGAUUAGCUUGUUUGCCUUCUGAAACUAACUGCCAUGGCAAUACUGUUGACAAAAUGAAAAUAAACAAUGCUGAGGCUGCUAUGUCUGGUCUUACUGAGAGUAAUGGUGUUAAAGAUUUGCAGUCAGCUUUACCAUCACCAGGAACUCCAUCUAGUAAACAGCAGCUGUCUGAGGGUUCUCCACUCUUGAAAUUGCAGUCCAGAAUAUCUUCCUUGCUGGACUCUGAAUCACCUAAGAACAAUGUUGGGAAGGUACUAAGCAGUAUCAGAAAUAUUCUGAAGGAUAUUGAAGAAGAGGCAGAUUCUAUGAAUACAACCAACAUGGUUGAUGUUGCUGACAGUGAAUCAUUAGUGAACCAAGGCAAGAGGUUGAGCAUUGGGAGUAAACAUGCCAUGGAUCAAGAAUUUUUAGAGGCCGUCUUGAAGAUUCAGGACUUUGUGAAGUCACUUGAUCAAGAAAUGUCUAAGAACCAAGGGAUGCCUUCUGAUUAUGAUGGGCUAUGCGAGAAAAUACAGCACUUCUCUGCACUGGUUGAGAAAGUUAUGUCAAACGAAGAUGUCGUAAAUGACAUCAUUAUGGCACUCUCUUGUAUCUUGUCAGAAACUAGUGAGAUCAAGUUCACAAUGUUGAGAGACAGCACCAAGGAAACAGACAGUAACAAUUUGGAUUAUGUUGACAAAGUGGCACUACUUGAAAACAAAGUGCAGCUUGUACCACUGAAAGAUAACAUUUGUGGCCCUUGCCCACUUAUUCCUCACUCAUCUUCUGAUCCUGAGAUGGUGGGUCCUAGUGAUGCCGGAUUCGAUGUGAAGAUGUGUUCCCCGGAUGACUACGAGCAACUUAAAUCCGAGAAGAUGAAUCUGGAGGUAGAAUUAGCGAGGUGCAGCAAAAUGAUAGAAGAUACAAAGUGUAAGUUUAGUGAGAUGGAGAAAAAUCUGGAAGAGCUUACAUCCAAGUUGUCUGCCAGUGAGAAUUCAAACAGCUUGGCUGAGACACAAUUGAAAUGUAUGGUUGAAUCCUACAAGUCGCUUGAAUCAAGGAAAAAUCAGUUAGAAAGCGAAAUAGAAGUGUUGCAGUCCAAAAUAGAGAUUUUAACAGCUGAACUCAGUGAUGAAAGACAGAGUCAUCAGGAUGACUUAGCCAGAUACAAAGAUCUCGAAGAGAAGAUGGAAAGAUAUGAGAAUGAGCAGAGUUCAAUGCAUGUGGACGAGGUUGAAGAUACCAAAACGAGCCAGGAGGUAGAAAUAGCGGCUGCAGCAGAAAAGCUUGCAGAGUGCCAGGAGACCAUGUUGAUUCUUGGUCGCCAACUGCAAGCUAUGCGUCCUCCAGCAGAGUCGAUAGGUUCCUCACCAACCCGGCAACGAAUGGAAGACUUCUUGCAGGACGUUGCAGUAACAACCGAAGGUGAGCAUACCCAGAAACCAUCAGGUCAGCUUGAUGCAUAUCAGGAAAUGCUUGAGUCAGGGAACGUAUCUCCCCUCAACGGAUACAAGACACACAUGACCCCUUCUGAUGUGGAGGGAAGUCCUUUUGUCUCAACGAACAGUUCCAAGCGUCCGAAGCACAGAUCGAGAUCUUCAUCUUCUUCCUCGAUUGCUAACCAGUUGCCUGACAAACAAAACCGGGGCUUCAGCCGGUUCUUCACCAAGGGCAAAGAGUGAACAUUAGGCGGGCUUGCAAGAUUCUGUGUUGGCUUGUUGAUUCUUUGUGGCAAAUGAAUGACGGAUCAAUGCAGGUCACAAGUUUCUAUAGAAGCUGCUCGGCGAACCUGCUUGUGUAUUAUUUGAGGUGGUGCCUUGAGUGGUUCAGUUACUGGAGUAAUACUUAUCUUGCAGUCGAGCGGUUAUGACCAGGUUGUGUGUGAGAGUGUUAGCAGUCAGUGGUAUGUUCCGCUAGAGUUUUUUCUGGGUUGUUGUUUGUCCGAAACCUCACUAAAACCUCACUGUAAAUGUGCUUACUUGCAUGAAGAGCGUUGUUGUUGGUUUGUGUUUCA